AUGUGCGACAAUCUUUCAUUGUAUAAAACAUAUAUUCCACCAUCAACAUCACUUUCAUCAAUACAAUCGACAACAAUGUCUCCACAGUUUUAUUCUGUGAAUAAUGAUGACGAACAACAUCGUACAUACACGAGCAUCAAACGUAAAUAUUUAGAUUAUGAAGAUAAUAAUCCAUCAUUAACAACUCUUGAGCAUGUUUCAACAAUGUAUGACUGUAAUAAUAGUGAUGAAGAUGAUGAAGAAGAAGAAGAUGGCGACGAUGAUGAUGAUAAUGACGAUGAUGAUGAUGAAGAAGGUAGUUCUGGUGAUGAUGGAGCCAUAAGUGAUGAUGAAUCAAAUAAUAUAGAUUCAAUAACACGUGUAACAACACCUUGUACGAUAACACAACGACGUCAUAGUGAUACAAAUCAUACAUCAUCAUCAUCAUUAUCUUAUGGUACACCAAUAGUUAAACGUCGAUGCACAUAUUCAUCCAUGCAUGAUGAUGAACAAAAACGUUCUGUUCUUGUUGAAUCAUAUAGAAAAUUACGUGGUGUUAAAAAACCUAAACUUCAAGUUAGUUUACUAAUAUGUAAUUUAAUAAAACGACUAGAAAAAACUUUUACAAAAACACCACCUUCAUCAAGACAACAACCACAACAGCAACAGCAGCAGCAACAACAACAACUACAGUAUUAUCAACCGAGAACAACAUAUCGUUCAUCAUCAUCAGAUAGUAUUUAUAUGUCAACGUCAUUACCGUCAUCGUUAGGAAAUGACGAAAUUGAGACAACACCAAUAAAUCAACAGUAUUCUCCACCACACACGUCAAAUUAUGAUUCAGAUAAUGUAUUAUUACCUGUUGGUGAUUUGAGAUCAUCAUCAUCUUCAAUGUAUCAUCCAUCGUCAACAGAUGCAUAUUGGCUUGCUCAAUCAAACUUUGCUAUACCUGUUGUAUCAACAUCAGAUGAUGAUGUUGAUGUAUCGUUGCAAGGUGGUGGUGAUUAUCUUGACUUAAGUGACAAUACUCUUGCGUCUUCCUUUUCAUCUUGUUCUUCAUCAUCUCCUUCUGUAUCUUCAUCUUUAUCAUCUUCAUCUGAAUUAUUAUUAUCACCACCACCACCACCACCACCACCAUCAUCAUCAUCGUCAUCAUCGUCAUCAUCGUCAUCAUCUAUAUCAAAUGAUUGUUGUUGUUCUUCAACAUCAUCUCCGGCAAUAACAAAACUUCUCGUUGAUACCAAUAAUAAUCAUAAUAAUAAUAAUGAUGAUUAUUAUGUUUAUCAUCAUCAUCAUCAACAGCAACAGCAACAACAACAACAGCAUCAUCAGCAACCUCACCGUCACCAUGCUCAAAUUCAUUCAAAUCAAGAUUUACAUUCUCAUCAUCAUUCAUCGAUAUCAGAACAAGCAUUUUUUUAUCAUCAUAGUGGAAAUAAUACCGUUGAUAUUAUAACAACAGCGUGA
This is a messenger RNA of Rotaria socialis, 1446 nucleotides long. The record is from the annotation of a GenBank genome assembly. Lineage: Eukaryota; Metazoa; Rotifera; Eurotatoria; Philodinida; Philodinidae.